Molecule: messenger RNA, 385 nt
Organism: Rubroshorea leprosula
Lineage: Eukaryota; Viridiplantae; Streptophyta; Magnoliopsida; Malvales; Dipterocarpaceae
Source: the annotation of a GenBank genome assembly
AACUGGGUUCGAACGAACCCCAUUGCUGGGUUUUGGAACCUAGAUCUAUGGGUUCAAAUUUCAGUGUUUUUUAAUGCUGGAAAAGAGAAUAUGCCAGUGAUGGAAAGAAUAGAAGCAGCAGCAGCAGCAGCAGAUGGGCAGAGAAGUGUUGGGUUUUGGUUUGCUUGGCUGGAAAAUUGUGCAAUUUUGUUGUUUAGACUCGUUUCUUUAGCUAGAAAUUGUUGAGUUUGUGUUUAGAUGCCGAGAAAAUUGUUUAAUCAGUAUUGUUUCAAUUGGUUGGACAAUGAGAAAAUUGUCUAGCUUUAUGAAACUCCUUUUAUUUGGGUGUUAAACAAAUUUUAUGAGAAAAUCGAGAGUUAAUUUUGAUUAAAAUUAAGUAUUUUCA